AUGGCGGGCGACGUCGACUACAAUAACUGGACUAAGACGGGCCUCAUCCAAAGACUCAGGGACCUGGAGGAGGAGCUGAAGAGGCGCCCGGCGACGCAGCAGGCAGAGAAGCCGCCAAAAGGGGAGCGCCCGAUGGACCCUUCGCGAUACUCGUCGCGCUACAUCGCCCUGAAGCUGGCGUACCUGGGGAAGAACUACGGCGGGUUCGAGUACUCGGCCAUGAGCAACCAGCCGUCCAUCGAGGAGGAGCUGUGGAACGCCCUGACCAAGGCCCACCUCAUCUUCCCCGAGGACGAAAGAGUGGUCCAGUUCGAGUGCUGCGACUACUCCAAGUGCGGGCGGACAGACCGCGGAGUCAGCGCCUUUGGCCAGGUCAUCGGGCUCAGGGUUCGCAGCAGCAGGCCCCUGCCGACGAAGCGGGUAAAGCGGCAUCAAGGUGGGCCGUCGUCCACCGAGCAGGAUGCCGCCGAGAAAGAGGAGGAUGCCGCCGAGGAGGAGGAGGAGGCGGAGACGAAGCCCUUUGACCAUGUUGCGGAUGAACUGUGCUACCCGCGGAUCCUCAACCGCAUCCUUCCCAGCGACAUCCGCAUCUUGGCAUGGUGCCCCUCGCCGCCGCCCGGCUUCUCCGCCCGCUUCUCGUGCCGCGAGCGCCAGUACCGGUACCUUUUCACCCAGCCGGCCUUUGCGCCGGGGCCUUUGCUUCCCUCGUCCAUGAGCAACGGCGGCAGCGGCAGCAGCGUCAAGACGGGGUGGCUGGACAUUGAGGCCAUGCGCGACGCGGCCAAGCGGUUCGAGGGCGAACACGACUUUCGCAACCUUUGCAAGCUCGAUCCCUCGAAGCAAAUCACCGACUUUACUCGGUACAUCUUCGAGUCGGACAUUGUCGAGGUUGAGGACGUCCACUCAGCCCUGCCGUACCUUGAAGAUGCCAAAUUCGCGGCAUCCGGCGUCAACGGCGGGCCACAUCCCAAGGUGUACUACUUUCACGUCAGGGGCUCGGCCUUUUUGUGGCAUCAAAUCCGACACAUGGUCGCCAUUCUCUUCCUCGUGGGACAAGGACUCGAAGCCCCGACCCUCGUCUCGGAGCUGCUCGACGUGAGCAAGAAUCCGCGCAAGCCAGGGUACGCCAUGGCCAACGAGGUCCCGCUCGUGCUCUGGGACUGCGUCUUCCCUGGCGACGCGCUCGAGUGGGUGUAUGUUGGAGACGAAUGCACAUCCAACAAGUUCGGCCAGUAUGGCCUCGUGGAUGGCCUGUGGCAGGUCUGGCGCGGGCACAAGAUGGACGAGCUGCUGGCUAACCAGCUGCUGCGGCAAGUCUCCCAGCAGGGGGCACUGCGGCCAGGCAGCGACCAAGCCGGCCGGUCGAGCCAGGGAAACGGCAAGGCGAGUGCCAGCGUCCGGAUAUUCCAAGGCGCCGACAGCGGGCGGCUCGCCGGCAGAUAUACCCAGGUGAUGAAGUCGAAGGAUUUCGCGCAGUCCGUAGAGGAGCAGAAUGAGAAAUAUGCCAAGCGCAAGGGGUAUGCGGGCGCCGCCGACAUGCGGACGCAGAGGGGCAUAGGCAGAUGGAAAGACGAGCAAAAGGCGGCAGAGGGAUAG
Molecule: messenger RNA, 1596 nt
Organism: Hirsutella rhossiliensis
Lineage: Eukaryota; Fungi; Ascomycota; Sordariomycetes; Hypocreales; Ophiocordycipitaceae
Product: tRNA pseudouridine synthase domain-containing protein
Exons: 3
Coding region: 1-1596 (531 amino acids)
Biological process (GO): mRNA pseudouridine synthesis; tRNA pseudouridine synthesis
Cellular component (GO): nucleus; cytoplasm
Molecular function (GO): RNA binding; pseudouridine synthase activity
Source: RefSeq, a predicted model, not a curated record